Molecule: messenger RNA, 3491 nt
Organism: Triticum aestivum (bread wheat)
Lineage: Eukaryota; Viridiplantae; Streptophyta; Magnoliopsida; Poales; Poaceae
Product: collagen alpha-1(III) chain-like
Exons: 2
Coding region: 135-3275 (1046 amino acids)
Biological process (GO): response to stress; response to abscisic acid
Source: RefSeq, a predicted model, not a curated record
CACGUGUGCGCCCACCACGAGCGCUCGUUCUGCUCCGCUUAUAUUAUAUCUAUCCAUCCUCGAUCGAUCUAUGCUUUCACCGUCUCACACACACAGAGAGAGAGCAGCUGCACCGUACCGACGUAAGUGCGACGAUGGACGCGCCGGCCCCCGACAACAUCGCCGCUGAGAAGGGCGGGCAGCAACAGAUGCACCAGGACGAGAAGGAGCACAGGCCGAUGUUCAGGAGAGUCAAGGACAGGAUGAGGAAGAUGAAGAACACCAUCGCCGGCCACGGCCACGAUCACGAUCACGAUCACGAGCAGGACACCGGGGGCGGUGAUAGCAACAGCACCGGCGAGGACGAGGAGAAUGCGGCGACGAGGGAAGCCGAGGUGGAGAAGGGCGGAUACCAGCAGCAAGUCGUCGAGGACAAGCCCAUCUUCGCGGACUCCAGUCCCGAGCACAACGACGCUCCGGGGGUGCGGCUUGGUGACCUUGGCGCCACGGCAGCGACGCAGGAGGUGAAGCGCGACGACGCUCCUGGGGUGCGGCUUGGUGACCUUGGCGCCCCGGCAGCGGCGAAGGAGGUGAAGCACGACGACGCUCCAGGGGUGCGGCUUGGUGACCUUGGCGCCCCGGCAGCGGCGAAGGAGGUGAAGCGCGACAACGCUCCAGGGGUGCGGCUUGGUGACCUUGGCGCCCCGGCAGCGGCGAAGGAGGUGAAGCGCGACAACGCUCUGGGGGUGCGGCUUGGUGACCUUGGCGCCCCGGCAGCGGCGCAGGAGGUGAAGCGCGACGACGCUCCGGGGGUGCGGCUUGGUGACCUUGGCCCCCCGGCAGCGGCGCAGGAGGUGAAGCACGACGACGCUCCGAGGGUGCUGCUCGCCGAUUUGGGCGGCCCGGCAGCGGCGCAGGAGGUGAAGCGCGACGACGCUCCGGGGGUGCGGGUUGGUGACCUUGGCGCCCCGGCAGCGGCGCAAGAGAUGAAGCAUGACGACGCCGCGGGGGUGCGGCUCGGCGAUUUGGGCGGCCCGGCAGCAGCGCAGGAGGUGAAGCAUGACGACGCACCGGGGGUGCGGCUUGGUGACCUUGGUGCCCCGGCAGUGGCGCAGGAGGUGAAGCGCGACGACGCUCCGGGGGUGCAGCUUGGUGACCUUGGCCCCCCGGCAGCGGCGCAGGAGGUGAAGCACGACGACGCUCCGAGGGUGCAGCUCGCCGAUUUGGGCGGCCCGGCAGCGGCACAGGAGGUGAAGCGCGACGACGCUCCGGGGGUGCGGGUUGGUGACCUUGGCGCCCCGGCAGCGGCGCAAGAGAUGAAGCAUGACGACGCCGUGGGGGUGCGGCUCGGCGAUUUGGGCGGCCCGGCAGCAGCGCAGGAGGUGAAGCAUGACGACGGACCGGGGGUGCGGCUUGGUGACCUUGGUGCCCCGGCAGUGGCGCAGGAGGUGAAGCGCGACGACGCUCCGGGGGUGCGGCUUGGUGACCUUGGCGGCCCGGCAACGGCGCAGGAGGUGAAGCACGACGACGCUCCGAGGGUGCAGCUCGCCGAUUUGGGUGGCCCGGCAGCGGCGCAGGAGGUGAAGCGCGACGACGCUCCGAGGGUGCGGGUUGGUGACCUUGGCGCCCCGGCAGCGGCGCAAGAGAUGAAGCAUGACGACGCCGCGGGGGUGCGGCUCGGCGAUUUGGGCGGCCCGGCAGCAGCGCAGGAGGUGAAGCAUGACGACGCACCGGGGGUGCGGCUUGGUGACCUUGGUGCCCCGGCAGUGGCGCAGGAGGUGAAGCGCGACGACGCUCCGGGGGUGCGGCUUGGUGACCUUGGCCCCCCGGCAGCGGCGCAGGAGGUGAAGCGCGACGACCCUCCGGGGGUGCAGCUCGGCGAUUUGGGCGGCCCGGCAGCGGCGCAGGAGGUGAAGCGCGACGACGCUCCGGGGGUGCGGGUUGGUGACCUUGGCGCCCCGGCAGCGGCGCAGGAGAUGAAGCAUGACGAUGCCGCGGGGGUGCGGCUCGGCGAUUUGGGCGGCCCGGCAGCAACGCAGGAGGUGAAGCACGACUACGCUCCGGGGGUGCGGCUUGGUGACCUUGGCGCCCCGGCAGCGGCGCAGGAGGUGAAGCGCGACGACGCUCCGGGGGUGCUGCUUGGUGACCUUGGCGCCCCGGCAGCGGCGCAGGAGGUGAAGCGCGAUGACGCUCCGGGGGUGCGGCUUGGUGACCUUGGCGCCCCGGCAGCGGCGCAGGAGGUGAAGCGCGACGACGCUCCGAGGGUGCGGCUUGGCGAUUUGGACGGCCCGGCGUCGGCGCAGGAGGUGAAGCGCGACGACGCCGCGGGGAUGCGGCUUGGCGGUUUGGACGGCCCGGCGUCGGCGCAGGAGGUGAAGCGCGACGACGCCGCGGGGAUGCGGCUUGGCGGUUUGGACGGCCCGGCGUCGGCGCAGGAGGUGAAGCGCGACGACGCUCCGGGGGUGCGGCUCGGCGAUCUCGGCAGCCCUGUCGUCGAGGACCCGGCCGUGCUGAACUCGAGGACGCCCAUGCCGCGAGGUGGCGAAGACAUCGGCACGGCGGACGCCGUCCGUAACUUCGAGGCGAUGACUGUGUCAGACGACCCCAAGCAAGUCGGCGCACGGAAGAUGGACGUCGACGUGAGCAAAGAGUAUGAGGCAAUGCCGGUGUCGGACGGCACCGGGGAGGAAUGGAACGACGCACCCACGGACGCCGAGUACACCGGGAGCGACACGGACAGGCUCAAGAACACGGCAGCUGGCACGGUAUAUGAGAAGGUCGCCGGCGUCGGCACGGUCGUGGCGAGCAAGGCGCAGCAGGUCACCCCCGGCUUCGGCGCUGGCGGGAACGCGCAGGACGACUCCAGCGCAACUGCCGCCCCUGAAUCGGUGACCGCAGGUGCCGGGAAGAGGGACCUCGACUUGCCGCAAGAGGGAACGCGGGCGUCCUACACCGGCACGGCAACGGACGCGACGGCCACGGAGGGGCUGAAGAACGCAGCCACGGACGCGACGGGCACGGAGGGCGCGCCUGGCGCGACGUACACCGACAUGAUCAAGUCUGCGGCGGCGGGCACCACGGAGUACGGCAAGAAGCUGGCGAGCACGGUGUACGACAUGAUCAAGUCUGCGGUGGCGGGCGCCACGGAGUACGGCAAGAAGCUAGCGAGCACGGUGUACGAGAAGGUGGCCGGCGUCGGCACGGCCGUGGCGAGCAAGGCCCAGCAGGUGACGACAUCGGCCGGCACCGCGGUGCUUCACGGCGCGGCUCCAAGGACCAACACGAAUGUGAUGUGAAGUGCAGAGCCGGGAGAGGACCGCUCUUGUUCUUGUCGCUGCAGUUAGUACACACACCACUAAUGUUUGGGUUCAUCUGGGGCUUAAGCUGCUUCAUUGUUCGUAUAUUUUGGGCUAGUGUUCCACAAGUGAAGUGUUCGUGUGAGUUUCACACGUUUUGUAUGUCUGUAAAUCAUGUACGGUACGCGUGUGUAUGUACUCCACAUGUUUCUGUCA